Macroventuria anomochaeta is the source of this 1044-nucleotide messenger RNA. RefSeq names its product RTA1-domain-containing protein. The record is from RefSeq and is a predicted model, not a curated record. Gene Ontology annotation, cellular component: fungal-type vacuole; plasma membrane. Lineage: Eukaryota; Fungi; Ascomycota; Dothideomycetes; Pleosporales; Didymellaceae. The transcript has 3 exons. Bases 1 to 1044 code for a protein of 347 amino acids.
AUGUCUUCCACCAUCCUCUCUUUGCUCACCAGAGCAUUCGACCAGAACGGCAUCGACCCCGACAACAUCAACGUGACCACUACCGACCCCAUGGAGAUCGCCAUGUCCCGCAAAUACUGCAAAGUGGGCACAUGCCCCUCAUCAUGGCAAACCAUCGAAUACCGGCCCAACAUUGCCGGCAACGCCAUGUACAUGACCUGCUUCAUCCUUCUCCUGCUCGCUCAAGUCUGGUUCGGCAUCCGCAGCAAGACAUGCAAGUACACGGCCACCAUGUGCAUCGGUAUCCUCGGCGAGAUCGUGGGAUAUGCUGGAAGGGUCAUGCUGAACGUGAACCCCUUCCUGAUGAACAACUUCCUGGUCAACCUCAUCCCUCUAACCAUCGCCCCCGCCCUCCUCACCGCAGGCAUCUACCUCUGCCUGACCCGUAUCAUCGUCGCCACCGGCGCAGAAAACUCGCGCAUCAGACCCAGGAUGUACACCUACAUCUUCAUCGGCUGCGAUCUGCUCGCCCUGGUACUUCAAGCCAUCGGCGGCGGUCUGGCUGCUACCGCGAAGGAUAAGAGGGGGUCUGAUCAGGGUGUGCGUAUUAUGAUUGCGGGUCUGAUCAGUCAAGUUGUUACCAUGGUGCUGUUCAUGGCGUUGUGGCUUGACUUUGUCUUGCGCACCAGGCGAGCGAAGAAGGACGGGGGGUUGGAGUGGGUGCAGCCGCCACUGUACGAGGGUUUGCGAGGACGGGGGAAUUUGAAGUACUUUGAGUGGAGUCUGUUUGUCGCCACGGUCCUCAUCUUCGUCCGUUGCAUCUACCGCGUUGCUGAGCUGUGGGAAGGUUUCAGCGGCCAUCUCGCGAACCACGAGGCUAGCUUCAUGGUCUUGGAGGGGCCUAUGAUUAUCCUUGCUGUCGCUUGCAUGACCGUAUCCCACCCCGGACGCGUGUUUGGUGAGUUGUGGGGGCCUGCUGGACAGGGUGAGAGGGCUAGCAGUAAACUUGCUGGGGAGGGCAGUGAGGUGAGCCUCAAUGCAAGCUACCCUUACGAGGGCGCGUAG